Molecule: messenger RNA, 1770 nt
Organism: Magallana angulata
Lineage: Eukaryota; Metazoa; Mollusca; Bivalvia; Ostreida; Ostreidae
Product: nuclear receptor ROR-beta-like
Exons: 7
Coding region: 161-1705 (514 amino acids)
Biological process (GO): hormone-mediated signaling pathway; positive regulation of transcription by RNA polymerase II; negative regulation of transcription by RNA polymerase II
Molecular function (GO): zinc ion binding; nuclear receptor activity; RNA polymerase II cis-regulatory region sequence-specific DNA binding
Source: RefSeq, a predicted model, not a curated record
UUUCCGUCAAAUAGUCAAAUCACACACAACACAUUUGUUAACUCGUACCUAUGAUGGUAGAAUGUGUUUGUCUUCGCAAGAUAACCAUAGAGUGACCAGGGCUUGCUCGCAUGUAAAACCGUUGUAAAGAUUCAACACAUAAUAUGUAAAGGGAAAAACUAUGGAUGUAGUCAAUGCAGAGAAAGCACCAAUGGAGAAUAAGAGUCGGGAGAAAGUUAAUAGACGGAACCGAAAACGGGAGAAGUAUGUGCCAUCCUCCGAGCCCCUGGAGCUUCCGUUUUGCCGGAUCUGUGGAAAGAGAGCCUCCGGGAUACACUUUGGAGUCUACAGCUGUGAAGCCUGCAAGGCAUUUUUUCGCCGAUGUCUCCAGCGAACUUCUCCAUAUAAGUGUGACAAAGGUGGAAACUGCAUUAUAGAUGAACAACAGAAAGGGUUAAAUUGCUCCGCAUGUCGUCUCAAAAAAUGCCAAGAGCUCGGGAUGUCCAAAGAAGGAAUUCGACAGGGGCGGUACACAGUCGCAGAGCGGACGAACGUGAUAAUGGAGGUGAAAAAAUUACACAAAAACGGCAUUUUACGACAGAAUCAGUGUCAAAACAGUGUGACGUCAGAUCCGAACGGCAGACUUUCGGUUCUUUCAGAUUCCCUCUCACCUCCAGACUCUUCAAUAAAUUUUUCGCCCGAUGUUUACCGAAAGGAUGAAGUCCCAUCCUGUUCGUCGUCCGUGUUGUGUUCUAACUCACUAACUUCCGGUUCCCCCGGAAGUAUCAUUGAUUCACCUAAUAACCAUGCUUGUAUUCUUGAUAUAUCAGAAGAGAUCCUCACCAAACAGGCUGUGAAUCAAAGUACAAUCACAAAGACAUCGCUAUGUGCUCCCGACUCCCAAUCAAAUCAGUCGGAAGCGCAUACGCUUAGAGAGAACUUGAUGAAGGGUUACAGGGCGCUGCAACCUUUUGAAAGGUCUCUGAAUGACCAGGAAUUGGAAAAACUGUUUGAGGAGGGUUAUAAAAAAUACGUAGAAAAGACAAAACUUUUUGGAAACCUGGAGUUUCUGCCGGCGGAUGAAUACAACGAAAUCUACGAGAAAACACAGGUGGACGUUGACGGGCGGAUGAAACUACUGCAGGACGGACGGCGUGAUAUGGUCCAGAUUGUAAAGGAGUAUGUGCAAUUUACACACGGAAUUCCAAACUUCAAAACCUUAAGUCCAAAGGACCAGUCCACGCUUUUAAAAGCCUCCCGGUUCGAGUUUUUCGCCAUCCUUCAGUACCGGGCCCUGGACUCUGAGCGAGAAAUGAUGAUAAGUUACACGGGCCAGAGUUUCCACAGGUCCGAGAUCUGUCCUUACACACCUGUCGAGGUGUUCAGGGGAUGGUUCGAGUUUGCCAGGAGGGUCAAGGAGUGCGAUUUUUCUCAAGAGGAGCAUGCUUUGGUGCUCGCCAUCUCUCUUACAUUCCGAGAUAGGUGUUCCCUGGAAGAACCCGACAAAGUGGAGGAAAUUCAGACGAAGUUGACUGAGUCGCUGGAAAAUCUCUUGAAGGAAACCCACGGACAAACUGGCGGAAGACGACUGGCCAAAAUUAUGGAUCUAUUUGUCCGUUUGAGGGCGCUGGGAGAGGAAUAUCUCCAACUUUACAAAACCUUGUGCAAAGACAAACUGCUAACGAAAGUCAUUCCGGAAAUGCUACAAUUUUUGUUUGACGAAUAGUCUCCGAUUGUCAAAAUGCUGCGAUAUAUGUUAAUUCUUACAACAAAUGAAUCAAUAAGAUAAUA